CUUAACGAUAACGAGUUUAUUUGAUAAAUAGAACUAUAGAAGUAAAUAGGCGAAGGAAAUGACAGGGAUAAACUUAACAAAAAUAAGUCUCUGAAUGAGUUCACGGAUAAUAUUUAAAUCAUUCCCAUGAUUAUAUCGUGUUGUUAAAUAAUACAUAUGGACUUUUUUUCAAGAUGUUAUGUUACGUGAAAGUUUUUUUUGUUAAUAAUUUUGAAUCAGCUGUCUAAUAUAAUUGACUAUAAUUUCAUUUAUGGAACAAAAACAUCUGCCAGAGUUUUGUAUAAUGUCAUCAUUGUGAAUUUAUAAUCCGAAUAAAAAGUAGAAAACAAAGGUGUGUAAUCAAGAAAAUAAAAUGGUUAAUAUUGAUACGAUAAAAGAUAUAUAUCCUGUUCAUUGGUUAGUCUGGAACAAUGAUCACAUUGAACUUGAUAAGAUCCUGUCGACCAAUGAGUAUGACAUAGAAAAACAUGACUGUAGGGGAAGAAGUCCCCUAAUGCUAGCUGUAACCUUAGGUCAUACCAAAUCAGUUGAAGUCCUUCUUAAUCAUGAGGCAAAUGUUUAUACAGAAAAUACCCAAGGAUGGAGUGUUCUUCAGGAAGCCACUGGAACUGGUAAUCCAGAAAUAUUGCAAAUUGUUCUUGCUCGAAGAGACUAUCAAAGACAUUGCAAUCGAGUUGAUGGCAUACCAGAGUUACUUGAUAGACUUAAACAAGCACCUGAUUUUUAUGUAGAAAUGAAAUGGGAAUUUACAAGUUGGGUUCCUCUUGCGUCGAGAAUGUGUCCAAGUGAUACCUACAAAGUAUAUAAACAAGGUAGCAAUGUUCGUAUUGAUACAACUCUGCUUGGAUUUGAUCAUACUAAUUGGCAACGUGGAAAUCUUAGUUACGUUUUCAAAGGCCAAAAUGUACCAAGUCCACCGGUGGUUAUCAGGUGCGAACGGAGUUAUGUGUUCAGUUUGGUGGGUGAACAACCAGGCGAUGGUGCAGUAAUGAUGGAAGUAGACCAUGAGACUAAAAAAGUUUAUGUGGAACACAUAAAACUCAUUGAUGAUGAAAACAUUCAGUUAAUGGCUCCAUCUGAUGAAGGCAUUCUAGCAAGAUUAACAAAUCCAAUUGUAACAACUUAUGUUGACACAGAUAAAAUUAGUUUUGAGCGUAAUAAAGCUGGCUUGUGGGGAUGGCGAUCAGAUAAGAGCGAAGCAGUCAAUGGAAAUGAGUGUAAAGUAUUUAGUGCAAGCAAUGUUGAAUUGAUAACAAAAACUCGUCUUGAACAUUUAUCAGAAAGUGAUAAAUUACGUGCUAAAGUACCAAGAACACCAUUACAAUCAUUUUUGGGUAUUGCUGAACAACAAGAAGAAGAAAGUUGUGGUGCAACAUGUAUUGACGAAUUUAACAAUAUUGGUAAUCCAUCAAAUAUCACACCGGAGGAAUAUUUUGAUUCAAAAAUUGAUUUAGAAGGUAGAGAUAUUGGUCGGCCAAAAGAAAUUAAUACGAAAAUUCAAAAAUUUCGUGCAACACUUUGGUUAUCGGAAGAUUAUCCGUUAAGUCUUCAAGAACAAAUAAUGCCAAUUGUUGAUCUUAUGGCAAUAACUAGUACGCAUUUUGCUAAACUCAAAGAUUUUAUACAAAUGCAACUCCCAUCAGGUUUUCCAGUUAAAAUUGAAAUUCCAUUAUUUCAUGUACUCAAUGCAAGAAUAACAUUCGGUAAUAUAUUUGCUAUGGAUCAAGAAGUUGCACAUGUCAAAAAAAUACAAGAUGGAUCAAAAUUUAAUUGUAUUGUUGAUGAUAUUUGUUUUGAGGCACCUCCAGGAUAUAUGAAACUUGGUGCAUUAGAUAGAACACAAUUUAGCAUGGAAGAAGAAGAUGAUUUAUUACAGUUUGCUAUACAGCAAAGUUUACUAGAGGCAGGAAGUGAAAAAGACGAGGUUGACAUUUGGGAGGCUUUGAAAGCUCAAAAACCAUCGAGACCAAGUACUCCCAAUCUGAUGACCGAUGAGGAACGACAAAUGCAAAGAGCAAUUCAGGCGAGCUUGGGUUAUUGUCAAGGGACACUGGAGUACUUGGACGACGGAGGGGCACACAGUAGACAAAGUGACAAUAAUUUACAAAAUAAUGGUAAUAAUACCAUUCAAGACACAGCUGAACAACUUAAAAUUGCAUUAAGACUUUCUGAGCAACAAAAAAUAGAGGAUGAACAGCGAAGGUUACUCGAGGAGGAAACAUUCCGUCAAGUUUUAGAACUUUCACUUACUGACAAGUGAAAUUAAAACAAUAAUAAUAAAUAAUAAUAUUAAUAGUAAAUUUUAAAUAAUCAAUUAAUUAAUUUGAAGAAAAAAAAAACAGAGUAUUAAAACAAUUCAAGACCUUCCUACUGAAGAAUCAAAGACAAUGAUACAUAAAAUAGUAAUUCAGCACUCUUAAAGUGACGAAGAACCAAAGUAGCCAAUUGUCGACUGUUUUAUACUGAAAAUAUAUGAAUAUUAGCAUAAAUAUCAGCAGGAUUAAAAAUGUCGAAACAAGAAUAAGUUUUUAUAAAACGAUUUCAUUUAUAAUCUUGUUAAACUUGCAUAUUGAUAAACAGCAUAUAUAUAUAUAUACUAAUUUUAAGUGUUUUACAAAAAAAAAUUAUAGUAUAUUUAAGUUUUAUUCGAUACAAGAUAAAUCAGUCUUCUCGUAAAUAACUGCAACUGGAUUGAACGUUAUUUAUUAUUAGAUUUAUAUGAAAUUUUAUGCACCACACGGAUAUUAAAAUCAACAAAUCCUGAAGUCCAAUUCCGUGCUAAUGUGAUGGAAAAAAACACUAAUGAGUUCUUUUUUUUUUCUGAUUUUAAUAUAUCUGUUGAAAGUUCACUAAAUAAAUUGUUAAAUAAACUUGUGAAUGCCUUACUUAUGAGUGAAAUAACAAGAGGUAUUUAAAAAAAAUUA
Aphidius gifuensis is the source of this 2924-nucleotide messenger RNA. Its product is annotated as ankyrin repeat domain-containing protein 13D-like. Lineage: Eukaryota; Metazoa; Arthropoda; Insecta; Hymenoptera; Braconidae. The transcript is spliced from 8 exons. Bases 353 to 2260 code for a protein of 635 amino acids. Gene Ontology annotation, molecular function: protein binding. Gene Ontology annotation, cellular component: cytoplasm. The record is from RefSeq and is a predicted model, not a curated record.